GUUUCCGCUUUUAACAAUAUGGCCGCCAGUUGUUUAGGGUAAUGUGGCGUUCGACAAAUCCGAGUGAAAUUGUUAUAAUUUAUUUUAGCUACGUAAAGAUGUACACAGUUUUAAGUAUUUUAUAGCAGUGUUUCAUGGAAAGGCUGUAUUAAAAAUACUUAAUAGUUGGUGAAUAAAAUUCUAAAUGCAGAGAAAUUGAACAGUCAACAAACUUUUGUUUAUUUCGUCGAGUGAAUUUAUUUAUUUCGCUUGAAAAAACUUGAUUAUGAAACAACCUUUUGGUUAUUAAAAUAGUGAAACAAGGACUGAAUUUAAUAUAUUAGGUAAAUACCAUUUAUUUGUAAAGAACUGAAAUUAGAACGUCUUCCAGUCGCCAUUGUUUGACAGACGAAUAAAUAACCAUCUUGAUGUUAUGGCAAACUUGAAUUUCCAACAAGCGCCUAGAAGCCUAGCUAGUGGCGGUGUUGGAGGCAGAGUUGGUUCAGGAUUGGUCGGUGGUGUAUCAGGGCAUGUGACACCAACAUUUGGUGGUGCCCUGUCACCUGGACGGGGUUCCACGGCUAUGCCUGGAGGAGCUCCUCCCUCCAUGGCCUCUAGAUCUACAUUAUUUGGACAAAGAGCAUUCGCUGACCGCAGAGUACCAAUGGCAACACCACUGUCACAAGCCAACUCAAAUUCAAUGUCGAGUAUGGCGAAUCUGUCGAGGUUCAACGCGGGGAACUACCAUUCGGUGUUCGGCGAGGGCGGGGACACGUCGACGCCGCCGCUGUUGGACCUCAGCGAGUUCCCGUCGCUGACGGCGCGGGGCGCCGGCGACCAGGCGCCCGCCGCCGCGCCGCCGCCGCCCGGCUCUAAGCCUUACGUGGGUAUGGUGAAGCAGCCUACCUCUGAGCAGUCUGAGUUCACGAUGUCGUCCGAGGACUUCCCCGCGCUCCCGGGCACGUCUGCGGGCACGCAUGCGCCCGCGCCGCCCGCGGACUACGCGCAUGCACCCGACAAACCAUCACGGAAAGGCAUACAGACAUCACCGGAUGUCAUCAGUCAAGGAGCACAUACGGAAUACUAUGGCAAAGUGACGAACAUACCAGAGACAAUGAUACCAAACCAGUUUGGUAUAGUGGGACUUCUGACCUUCAUCAGGGCAGCAGAAUCCGACCCUAGUCUGGUGUCGUUAGCGUUGGGGCAAGAUCUCACUGCAUUAGGCCUCAACCUCAACUCACCGGACAAUUUAUACCUUACCUUUGCUGGCCCGUGGGCGGAUACGCCUUGCAGACCACAAGACAUGGACUACCACGUGCCCCCCGAGUAUCUGAUAAACGGUUCUAUCAGAGAAAAGCUGGCACCGUUACGACUUAGUCGAUAUAAAGAGGAUCUGUUAUUCUACCUUUUUUACUGCUUCGUGGGCGACGUUCUGCAAAUAGCAGCCGCGGCCGAAUUAUACAACCGUGAAUGGCGGUAUCACAUGGAGGAGAAGGUGUGGAUCUCUCAAGCGCCCGGCAUGCCCAUGGUGGAGAAAACAUCCACCUACGAGCGCGGCACCUACUACUUCUUCGACGCGCACAAUUGGCGCAAGGUGGCGAAAGAAUUCCACUUAGACUACAGCAAGCUCGAGGGCCGACCGCAGCUGCCGCCGCACGUGCUCACGUAGCGGACCCGCGCCUCACCUAUUGUAGUUUUGUUAUAUAAAAGUACAAGUUAAA
Molecule: messenger RNA, 1700 nt
Organism: Vanessa tameamea
Lineage: Eukaryota; Metazoa; Arthropoda; Insecta; Lepidoptera; Nymphalidae
Gene: Rga
Product: regulator of gene activity
Exons: 9
Coding region: 413-1648 (411 amino acids)
Biological process (GO): regulation of stem cell population maintenance; regulation of DNA-templated transcription; nuclear-transcribed mRNA poly(A) tail shortening
Cellular component (GO): CCR4-NOT core complex; P-body
Source: RefSeq, a predicted model, not a curated record